UAUAAGCAAGGUGUGCAAGGAUUGUAGAGAUGCAACUAACCAGCUCCAACAAUGGCCGGCUCUCAGAGGGAGAGAAGCAAGGACCGAUCUGCUAAGAAGCUGUUGCUUCUCCUGCUGUGCGGCUACCAUGCUGUGGUUGCUCGUGCAUGGAAUAAUCCACAUGGCUAUAAGGUUGCCGCCAUCGGCUCACGGAAGGCUGAAGCCGUCUGCUCAGUAACGCCAUCGUCAUCCAGUGGCGCUACAGUGCCGCUAAACCACCGGCAUGGCCCGUGCUCGCCGGCGCCAUCCGCAAAGGCGCCAACCAUCCUGGAGCUGCUCCAGCAUGACCAACUCCGAGCCAAGUACAUCAAACAGAAGUUGUCUGGAACCGCCGGGCUCCAGCCGUUGGACCUUACCGUGCCGACCACCCUAGGGUCGGCCCUAAAUACGCUGGAGUAUGUGAUCACCGUCGGCAUCGGCUCCCCGGCGGUGACCCAGACCAUGAUGAUCGACACCGGCAGCGACGUGUCGUGGGUGCGCUGCAACUCCACGGACGGGGUGACGCUCUUCGACCCCAGCAAGUCGACCACGUACGCCCCGUUCUCCUGCAGCUCCGCGGCGUGCGCGCAGCUCGGCACCCAAGGCAACAACUGCUCAAGCUCAGGGUGCCAGUACAGCGUCCAGUACUUCGAUGGCUCGAACACCACCGGGACGUACGGCUCCGACACGCUGGCGCUGAGCGACGCCGACACCGUCACAGACUUCCACUUCGGUUGCAGCUACCACGAGGAGGAGAUGGACGAGGAAAAAUUCGACGGGCUCAUGGGGCUCGGCGGCGACGUGCCGUCGCUCGUGUCGCAGACGGCGGCGACGUACGGCAAGUCCUUCUCGUACUGCCUCCCGCCGACAAAUAGCACGUCCGGGUUUCUCACGUUCGGCGCGCCGAACGGGACGUCUGGCUUCGUGACGACGCCGAUGCUCAGAUACACACAGGCGCCGACAUUCUACGGCGUGCUCCUCAAGGACAUAUCCGUGGGGGGAACGCCGCUCAGAAUACAAUCAUCCGUUUUCUCCGGCGGUUCGGUGAUGGACUCGGGCACUGUCAUCACGUGGCUACCAAGGAGGGCGUACUCGGCGCUCUCGUCGGCGUUCAGGUCCGGCAUGAGGCGGUACCCGCGGGCGGCGCCCGUCGGCAUCCUGGAUACCUGCUACGACUUCACCGGGCUAAGCAACGUCUCUGUCCCGACUGUCGAGCUGGUGUUCGACGGCGGCGCGGUCAUGGACCUCGACUCUGACGGGAUCAUGAUCGAACACUGCCUCGCGUUCGCUCCCACCAGCGACGAAAGCUUCAUCGGCAACGUGCAGCAGCGGACGUUCGAGGUGCUGCACGACGUCGGCCAGGGCAUUUUUGGCUUCCGGUCAGGCACGUGCUGAUCGUUUUUGGCGACAGGCACGCGUGUUUGCCAUGUAAGGGACACGAAGGCGAAGGGCUCGUUCGAAUUUCGGGUGCAGAAUAAUGUUGGAUUGAUGCUUUCGAUUGGCAGGGAUCUUAGAUUAUACUAGGAACAAAAAUAUGUCCAAUCCAAACAAAAUUGAGUCACAUCAGAGUGCGUCGAAACAAGCUCUAAGUGGCUCAAAUUUGUCAACUACUAGUAGUUUGUUUGAUUGCAAUCGUUUUGUGACAGCACCAUGAUGCUAUGUUUUGCGGAUAUCUAUUUCAGUUUUGCUAAAACACAUCUAGAUGUGCCAUAAGUAUUGCACAUCUAAGUCCUAUGUCAUUGAUCUUACAUUGAGAUUCGUGUGGAUAUUUUCAUUUUCUUUUUUCUUUUUCUCUUUAUGCUUGAUUCACUCACUUAGAUGUGCAACAACUAGAGCACAUCUAGAUGUGCCUUAGACACACCUUAUCUAUUUCUGAGCUCGGCCUCGUCUGCAUCGUGUGAACAAUAAAUAUAAAAAAGAUACUAAAAUUUAAAAAAAAAUUAAAUUUUGUUUGGAUGGAAGAUAUUUCGUGGCGUGAGGUCCGUGCCAAAUUCCAGCUCGUUUGGACAUCUGACUAGCUCUUAGCAAUAGAAACAAAAUCGGUCCAAACAGUACAUGAACAGUAUAUCGUUUCACAAACCCUAAUUUUGUCUUUUUUACUGAGAGCUAUUCAGAUGUCCAAACGAGCUGAAUUUUGACACAGAUCUCACGCACUCCAUGAAAAAAAACAGAUUUUUUUAUAUCCUCUUCUAGUUUAUUUUUGUUUGCGGUUCAUGGCGGGAGCAGAUGUGUUAGGGAGCCAAAUAGCCGUAAGCGAAUAAUUCGAAACAGUGCCCAGCCUCAUCUGUACCCAUGAAUAGUAAAAUAAAAAUAUAGCAGAAAAAACUAAAAAAUCUGAAAAAAAUUUGCAUGCAAAAUGCUUGAGUGUGCCAGGUGCUUUCGAAAAUUCGUGGGUAAAUGACAUUUAGGAGCUCGCGCCAAAAAAGACAAAAUCGGCUAUGAACAGUGCAUUUUAUCAAUCUUUCUCAUAUGCGUGAAAUUUGUUUUGUUUUUUUGCACGAGCUCCUCGAAUGUCGAAACUGCACCAAAUUUGACAUGGACAUCACACAUUCAACCAUCUUGCACCAUAAAGAAAUUGGAUUUUUAAAUUAUUUUUUACGAUUUUAAACAGUUCUAUUGUUCGUAGCGGGAGCAUCUACAACUGGGUGCAGAAUAGCCGAUGUUUUGCUGCUCAAGUUUUUAUUUGAAAGAUAAUAGGAGAGCUGGCAUGAUUCAUUGUACAAAAGAGGCUGUACAGAGAUAUAUGACCAGUUAAUUAGAAGAAAACCGCGCUAAAACCAACGGGCGGCCACCUAGCUACACUAGGUCUAAGCACCACCACACCCAUAAUACGAACAAAACUAGGAUACAAACAACUAAACCACACUCCACACUAGGACCGACGGUUGUGUCAUCGCCCAUCGCCCAUCACACUCACAACCCAAUGACUUCGACCUCGCCACAAAGGUGCCAUCGGGGAGAGUAACUUGAUCUACUACAUAAGAAGCAUACCUGCCAAGUCCGACAAUCACUGCAAUGGUGUCAUCAGGGACAGAAUUCAGAGCCGAAAGGGAUCAAAAUUGGGGCUCUCCUUUGUCGAAAGGGAUGACAAACACUCGCAACCAGGCGAGGAGUCGAGGAAAGUGUGGUAACAAGCCUAGUGGAUCUGUAAUGAUAAGUAGUCGAAUCUAAGAAGAGGUCUUGUGAUAAUAAAAA
Molecule: messenger RNA, 3213 nt
Organism: Aegilops tauschii subsp. strangulata
Lineage: Eukaryota; Viridiplantae; Streptophyta; Magnoliopsida; Poales; Poaceae
Product: aspartyl protease family protein At5g10770-like
Biological process (GO): proteolysis
Molecular function (GO): aspartic-type endopeptidase activity
Source: RefSeq, a predicted model, not a curated record